AUGAUUGAAGCACCUGCUAAUAUUCAACUUCAUGGAAAUGAAUAUAAAGAAGAAUGUAUAUAUUCCUCAAUUGAUAAUUUUAAUGGUCCUUUUGAUUAUUUAAAUUAUUAUUUUUUGUGUGAAAUUGUUUUUGAUGAUUUUAGUUUUAAAUCACCAUAUCACUGUUAUUUUUUUUUAAGAAAUCAAUUUGAAAAUUUUAAAAAUGUACAUACUAACUAUGUACAAAAUUCAAACUCCGAUAAACCUCAUGGGGACCAUAUAAAAAUUAUAAAUCAAAAAAAUGCAACAGAACUUUUUCAAAAUGAAGAAAUAAUAUAUUACGAUGAAAUUGAUACUUCAGAUGUAAAAAGAAAGGCUCUCGAAAAUAUAAAUAAUAUCAUUAAUAGAUUAACCAUAUCUGAUUUAAUGGAAAUUUCUUUAUAUUUUAGUGAGAAUCCGGAAUGGGAAAAUAACAAGUUGGCAUGGAUGGAAAUGAUUCAGAGAGAUAAGUUUCGUAAGUAUGAUAAGAUGAGAGAAAAUUUGAAAGAAACUGGAAUGAGAGAAAUAAUAUUUAAGAUGAAUAAUGACGAAAUAGAUAGGAUGAAGAAUAAGAGUAUGAUUAAAGAUUUUUUGUUUUUUGGAGUUAUAGAUAAAAAAGGUCAAAAUUAUUUAGGUAGAAUAUAUAUGAUAAUUAGGAAUGAUAUAAUAAAAAAUUAUGAGAUAUAUACAUGGCUUUUAACAAAUUGUAAUAUGCAAACGGAUGAGAAUUUGGCUGCUGAUAUAUUUAUUGAAGAAACAUAUUAUGAAAAGAAGCCAAUUAAUAAUAAAGGCUCAGAUGAUAAAAAGAAAAAAGAAAACUCCAAUAAAGGAGGGGGGAAUCAUAAAAAUGACGAUCAUCUUGUAUUUGAGAAAAAAAUGAAUAAUUAUACAUUUGAAAAAAAAGAAUAUAUAUGUUUUGGAAAAAAUGAAACAAAUGAUAUUGUAUGUAUGAACCCAUCUAUUUCUAGAUUCCAUUGUGUAUUAUAUAUGUGCGAAGAUUUCCAAGUAUAUUUGAUUGACGUUGGUUCAAAAUCUGGUACAAAAUUAAAUAAUUGUAUAUGUGAAAUUCAUAAAAAAUAUAAAGUAUCUAAUAAUGAUGUUAUCAGUUUAGGUGUAUCAAAAACAACAUUCAAAAUUAAUAUUAAUGUUGAGAAAGUAUUAGAAUAUUUAGAUAAAAGAGAAUGUGAAAUUAAAAGAAAGAUGGAAAUUAUGAAUGAAGAAAUUAAUUAUCCUCUAGGUAAUAAACUUUUCUUUAGAUUAAAAAUCUCAAAUAUUUAUUAUAAAUGUAAUGAAUAUGAUAUUUUAGAUUUUUUUAAGGAUUGUGGUCAAAUCAAAAAAAUACAAUUAUAUAAUAUGCCACUUAAAAAACAUAUAAAUCAAAACAUCAAAAAUAUCAAAGCAUACAAAGAAGCAAUAAUUGAUGUUUUCGAUGAACAAACCUCUGCAAAUAUUUUAAAUAGAAAUGAAUGCUUCUUGUAUGGAAGAAAAAUUUAUAUCGUCUAUGUACCCAUCAAGAAUGAUGUAAAACAUGAUAAUAAUAAAUCAACAUAUGAAAAUGUAGCUGAAAGGUAUGAUACGGAACUUACUACUAAAGAUACGAAUAAUAGUAUAGAAAGCAUUAUUCUAACAAAAGGAAAAGGUGCUGAUAAAAGAAGCAAAUAUCAAAAGAGUAAAAAAUAUAAUGACGAAAAAUUAAAAGAAGAAAAACAUAGGGGAAAGAAAGAUAAACAUAAGAAACAUAAAGAUGAAAAAUAUAAGGAUGAAAAAUAUAAGGAUGAAAAGUAUAAGGAUGAAAAGUAUAAGGAUGAAAAGUAUAAGGAUGAAAAGUAUAAAGAUGAAAAGUAUAAAGAUGAAAAGUAUAAGGAUGAAAAGUAUAAAGAUGAAAAAUAUAGAGAUAAAAAAUAUAAGGAGGAUAAAUACAAAGAUGAUAAAUAUAAAAGUGAUAAAUAUAAAAAUGAUAAAUAUAAAGAUGAAAAAUAUAGAGAUAAAAAAUAUAAGGAGGAUAAAUACAAAGAUGAUAAAUAUAAAGAUGAUAAACAUAAGGAUGAUAAAUAUAAGGAUGAAAAGUAUAGAUUGAAAAAGCAUAAAGAAAAAAAACAUAGAGAACUAAGAAGCUCCAGAAGGAAAAGUAACAGUAGCAAAUUAUAUAAAAGAGGAAGUGAUAUUAGUAGUAUAUUUAGUAGUGAUGAGGAAAGAAGUGAUAAUAGAGAUGAGCGAAGAAAUCAAAAAAGACAUACAAGAAGAAGUGAUAAUAUUAAAAGUUCUGAAAAUAGGCGCUCAAAAAGAGGAGAAAGAUAUAGUAACAGAAGAAGUAGUACUCAUAGAAAAAGCACGGAUGAAGAAUAUGAUGAAGAAAUAGAAAGUUCAUACAGAACUGAUGAUGUAACUAGUGAAAGUGAUGAAAGUAGAAUAGAAAAAAGACGAGAGCAUAGAAGUGAAAGCAAGUACGGAAGAAGAAGUAUACGAAAAAGCGAAAGAAGUAGUGAGAAGAGUAGUAAAAGAGGUUACGAUAAUAAAAGUAAUGAUAAAAUCCAUGAAAAAAAUAGUGAAAGGAGUAAUGAAAGUAGAUAUGAAAGAAUAGAUAGUAAACGAAGUGGAAGAAGUAUCAGGAAAAGUGAAAAGGGUAGCGAAAAAAAUAGUGAAAAAAGUAGUAAAAAAAGUAGUGAUAAAAAAAGUGAAAGAAGAAGUGGAAGAAAAAGUGAAAGCAAAUCUGAAAAUAGAAGAGAAAGUACUAGACGUGAAAGUAGACGUUCAAGAAGAUAUUCAAGAAAAUCUGAUACUGAAUCAGAUGAUGAUAAUAAUAGUGAAUAUUCCAAUAUAAGAGAUAUUGAAAAAUAUAAAAAAGAUAAAAGAAAAAAAUAUCCUACUUCAUGUUCUGUUAGUAAUUCAUAUUCUGAGAGUAAUAGAUCAUAUGAAACUGAUCUAAAGAAGGAAAGAAAAGCAAAAAAGCAUGUUGGUUCGAAAAGGAAUAGUUAA
Messenger RNA from Plasmodium falciparum 3D7, 2994 nucleotides. RefSeq names its product putative FHA domain-containing protein. The record is from RefSeq and is a predicted model, not a curated record. Lineage: Eukaryota; Apicomplexa; Aconoidasida; Haemosporida; Plasmodiidae. Gene Ontology annotation, molecular function: nucleic acid binding.